AUGUCGGACUAUGAGGCCUUACUGCGGUUUAACAAGAUGCCUGUGUCGGUUGAGAUGGUCCACUUCCUGGCGUCGACCACAGCGUCAAUCAUCCAAGUGCGCAGCGAAGGCAAUUCUGAGCACAUCCUUUCGUUAGUGGAUUUCAUUAAGGGAUUAGUAAAGAGGUCCAACGUACAAACCCCGACGCUGAUGUCCACCGUUGUCUACCUUGCCCGCCUGAGGAGUAUCAUCCCCGCUAACGUGUAUGGGAUUGAGACAUCGAGGCACCGGAUGUUCCUCGGGUGUCUUAUCCUGGCUGCCAAGAACCUGAAUGAUUCUUCACCAAUGAAUAAGCAUUGGUGUCGUUACACAGAUGGCCUACUGAGCCUUCGAGAGGUAAACACGAUCGAGCGCGAGCUGCUUGAAUACUUCAACUGGAACCUCAGGAUAACAAAUCAGGACCUGAUAUCAUGUCUUUCACACUUCCUCAACCCCAUCAGAGAUUCGUUUAUUAGGGGCGAGCAGCGCUCGCAUCUCCUCUUCCACGUUCCUCUCACUGGACAAACCAAGCAGUUUAUCCUUCAAAAUGGCGAUGUUUACUCCAGCUCUUCCUCGAAUAUGUCCAUUCCUUCGCUGGUAUCCUCGCGCACCAUUUCUACUAUUUCCACUAAUGGCUCUCGUUGUACUGCGCGCAGUGCACUAGCUGCUCACCAGGCUGUGACUAUGGAAUGUAUACAGGAAGAACGUCUUCCGAAGCUACAUCUUCGCGAAGCAAAUAUUACCUCAACACAGUGCCCACGGAAGGGCUUGACAAGACCUGUGAUAUUGCAGCCAAAGUUAAACACAUUUUACGAUGGUGCUCACAGUAUCAAUGGGACAUCCGAUGGGGCCAACGUAGGCGCCUAUCGUACAUUAAAAAACGCUGGUUGGACCGCCUUGUUCAGCUAG
Messenger RNA from Eremothecium gossypii ATCC 10895, 927 nucleotides. RefSeq names its product cyclin PCL2 (gene PCL2). Gene Ontology annotation, cellular component: cyclin-dependent protein kinase holoenzyme complex; nucleus. The record is from RefSeq and is marked provisional. Gene Ontology annotation, biological process: regulation of cyclin-dependent protein serine/threonine kinase activity. The transcript has a single exon. Bases 1 to 927 code for a protein of 308 amino acids. NCBI's taxonomy places the organism in Eukaryota, Fungi, Ascomycota, Saccharomycetes, Saccharomycetales, Saccharomycetaceae. Gene Ontology annotation, molecular function: cyclin-dependent protein serine/threonine kinase regulator activity; protein kinase binding.